Molecule: messenger RNA, 5319 nt
Organism: Medioppia subpectinata
Lineage: Eukaryota; Metazoa; Arthropoda; Arachnida; Sarcoptiformes; Oppiidae
Source: the annotation of a GenBank genome assembly
AUGAUUGUAUCGAUUUUGGAGACAAUCAAUGAGUUCGAGCCCUUCGGACGGCUUCUCAUGCCUUCACAUCCAAAACAAUACGGAUUAUUGCCUUUGAAUCACAUCUCCUUCUGGACCAGCGCUGAGACCGAUCCCAGCCGUGACCUCUUCAGGGCACUCAAGGCCGUCACACUCGACCACAACAGCGCCAGAGAAAACUGGCGCUUAAGAGAGAGCCCCGAAGGAGAAGAGGAGCUCUACUUCAGCGACAAAGUGGUCGUCUGGAGCCGAAGCGAUGGCAACCAAUUGUCUCACCUGAUCAAGACGUUUACCAUCGAGAACCAGAUCUGCGAUGCCAUUUGGUGUGACUUCACCGACGAGUUGACCAAAAAUAUUGUUCAAUCGGUUUGUAUUUUGAACACCGUUUCGCUCGAGAUAUUCACCACAACUGGCGAUCACUUCCCAAUCGCUCUUCAAUUUCAAGUAAAUAAAGUAUUUUCAACAAAAUUUGGACUUUUGUUGGAAAGAAAGCCAUUGAACACCGAAGAGAACGACAAGUUCUUGCCGUUGAUAUUUAGCUUAAGUCAUCCGCUCAAAGAGAUCGCACCCGUCAUUAUGAGCCGAUCGGCGGUUAAGGCACAGCAAAUCGGUUACAUCACAGUUGAGGCCGACUUAGAGUUAGUGGCGGUUAUCGACGAGUUUUCGCUACUCGUCUUCUACUACAAGACUACUGGCGUUCACGUCAUAUAUUCGCUGCGAGAGGCCAACGAGGAAGAGGUGAAAUGGGUUACCAACUCUUGUAAUAGCACUUCACACGAUUGCUUCUCAUCCGAAUCCCACUUCAUUGAGUCGCCAUUCCUUUCGUCGAGCAAACAGUCCAGUUAUCAGACAAAUGGCUUCGCGUCCAACUCCUCGGCCUCACCCUUCAGAAGUCGUAGUCAUAGCGCUUCCAAACCAGGUUUCUCUUCCACGUUGGGUCUGUCCUCAACGCCCAGCGCUUUGAAUCCGUCCUUAAAUAAUAUCACUCGAAGUCUGACGACAUCGACGUCGCCAUCAGUUCUCUCUCCAUUGCGAAGCAGUAGAAUAGCCGUAUCGCCCGCCUCUCCAUCCCUGCGCCCAUUCGGCACAACACCCAAUCAGACGCCGUCACUAAUUGAUCCGCACAUGAGUCGCAUAAAAGAGCAGUACAUGAGUCCGCGUCUAACCCCGCAAUCAGCGACACCACUAAAGAACCGAAAUUUCGAUUUCCUGACCGACGAUAUCUCGGAACCGAUAAUACCUGAGCACUCACUCGACCACAUCUGGAGUGAAGCGCAAUCCUCUAUCACUGAAAAGGCGUCCAAAGUGUUUAUAUCGACUGAUCUGAUGGGACAGUCGUAUAUCUGUCUACUGAUUAGCCAAACACAGAGUCUGAAACUCAUUCGACUCGAUCGCAGUAAUGACGGAAAGAAACUCAUCUUCUGUUCAACGAAUAUCAUUAGUGCCAAAGACGCCGAACCCAUCGCCGCCCACAACAUGAUAGUAACCGUCGACUUAAACAACAAUUUGGUUUUGUUUAGCGGUUUAUACAAGACUAGUAUUAUUCACUUGCCGUCCACUCUGUGCACGGCUUUCACUAAUUCACUACUGCUGUCGCCCUCAUCGACGCUCUCCAGCAGAUCUCUAUCAUAUCAGUCGCCGUCAUAUAAGCGCUCAUCACUUCAGGCGUCGAGUCGGCCCAACAGUGCGACCGGAGUUUUUAAUACAUUUCUUUCGGAAUCUAAAAUCCUUUCGCCAGUUAUUCCCGAAUCGGAUAUCGAUAACAGUUCUUUCGUCUCAUCACUAAAUCAUUACCCAAUUAUUGGCAAAAUCAAUGCUGUGAGGGAUGCCGUCAAAGAUCGGAUCACUGUUCAGAGCGUGGACUCAACGCUGUAUAGGUUCGCUUUGCCGCCAUUUAGUUCAUCAUAUAUAGUGUCCCAGUGUUUGAAUGCUCUGAAGAGUGUGUUGCCAAAGGACUCGAGUAUGCAAUUAAUGACCAAAUGGUAUGGCUUUAGGAACGCUCCCAACUCUGAUGAGUUGACCACCAUUUCUGAAGUGAAUUUAUUUAAGUCAUGUCUUCUGUCACUAAUUGGUUAUGACGUCGAAAGUCUUCAUUUGAAUCAAAACUCACAUUCUUUGAAUCAAUCGCCGGAAGUAAUUAAGAAAAUGAAACUCAAUAGAGAAGAGGGAAGCGAUGAGGACUGGCAUUGGCUUAACUCUCAAGCCGGUGAUGAGCCCGACAUUAUUGGCUCGAAUAACAGGUCCAUAAAUCCGUCCACACUUUUCCCAUACAUGCCAUCCAUUCUCUAUUCACUGCAUUUGGUUUACGAAGACUUUAAACUUUUGGAAAUCAAUUGGGAUUUAUGUCCAAUGAUUGUUGACAUCCUAUACCUGUUCGCAGUGGACCUCAAACUCAAUGACUAUCAAAUGCAUUACAUUAAAGAUUUUCCGGAUAAAUGUCACGCUAUUAGUUACGAGUCGCGGAUCAGCGACGAAGACAUGAAAAUCAUUGCCAAAAACAUUCCCCAAUACUUCUCCGAUUCGUGUCCAUCGAUAAACUCGACCAUUAAUUCUCUGUUAGAAUGCAAUCAAAUUAAUUACAAAUUGUUUCCAUACAUUGCGAACACAACGAAGAAUAUCUAUAAUUUUAUAUUACUUUUUGCGAAUCUGAGGCAAAACGAACUCAUAAACGAACCGCAAGUUCUUCACUCAAUCAACGGAUCGAAAGUGGAUUCAGAUAUAAAUCGUUAUGAUAUUAAGUCGAGUAAUGUUUUCGCAAAAACUAUAGUUCUUAUGGACUUAUUGGGCAUCAAAGAAGAGCAUUUAAAACAGUUCCCGCCCGGACUGGCCAUCCCUUUAUGGGACUCUAUUUUUUAUUGUCGUAAUAAUCCAUCGAAUGAUUGGAAUCGUUCGUGUUUUAAACUUAUUGGUCGACCGGAUCUGUUGGCUCUUCAGCCGCCAUACAAGAAGGCCAUCAAUUAUUCGGCGACUAAACUGAAAACUGACUCUUCGGAACCGGACGACGACGGCAUCUCAUAUCUGGACUACGAUGUCAUCAAACUCUUGUUUCCCGACGACCAGCGCAUCACAGAAGCCUAUCAUAUGCUUAUGUCGUCAAAACCGGUCAAAAUAGCGAUCCAACAGAAACCCGGAGUUUCCGAUCACGACUUCAUCGAAGAACAAGAGCGCCAUUUGUAUACGAUUUGUAUCAGAACUAUGGCUCUGCCGUUAGGCCGGGGAAUGUUGUCUCUGCGGUCAUACACGCCAGUAGUGGCCGAAACUUUUCCGAUACCGAAGCUUAAUUUGGUCGGAAGGGUUCCGCCCAGAAAUAACACAAUCGAUUUGUCGCACAUCGAAGUGCCGCAGAAUAUGAACACUUGGCCACUGUUUCACAACGGGGUCGCCGCCGGACUUAGAAUAUCGUCCAACGCGUCGGGUAUUAUAGACUCGUCUUGGAUUGUGUACAACCGGCCGAAGAGCAGUUCGGCGCUGACCAACACUGUGCUGAGCAGUGACGCCCAGCACGAACACGCGGGCUUUCUGUUAGCCCUCGGCCUCAAUGGUCACUUGGCCUGUCUCUCGACAAUGAGUAUUCACGACUACUUGUGUAAAGGCAAUGAGUUGACACGAGUUGCCGUACUAUUGGGUUUGGCGGCCGCCAAAAGAGGCACAAUGGAUGUGUCGGCGGUGAAAGUGCUGAGCAUUCACGUGGAGGCACUUCUGCCCCCAACGAGUACCGAAUUGGAUGUGCCGCCCAUUGUUCAAGUGGCCGCUGUUCUCGGUAUAGGACUUUUAUAUCAGAGCAGUGGUCAGCACCACAUCGCAGAAGUAAUGCUGGGAGAGAUCGGACGACCGCCCGGACCCGAAAUGGAGCACUACAUCGAUCGGGAGUCGUACGCGUUGGCCGCCGGUCUGGCCUUUGGUCUCGUGACUCUCGGAAAGGGAAACAAUAUGAUUGGUUUGGUCUCAUCGGCCGAAGGUAUGUCAAUGGCUGACCAGUUGUGCCACUAUAUGCUGGGCGGCCAUAAGAGGCCGCUGACAGCCCUUCAACGCGAGAAAUACAAGACUCCCAGCUAUCAGAUAAGGGAAGGCGACUGUAUUAACGCAGACGUGACGAGUCCGGGCGCCACUCUUGCGCUCGGAAUGAUGUUCUUCGACACCAAUAACGAAGCGGUCGCCCAAUGGUUCACAGUUCCCGACACUCAACACCUGUUGGAAAUGGUUAGACCGGACUUUAUACUAUUGCGGACCAUAUGUAAGGGUUUGAUACUGUGGUCGUCGAUACGGCCGUCAAAGGAUUGGGUGGAAUCGCAUAUGCCUUCCAUCGUAUCGGACAAUGCAUUUCAAAGAAGCGCCAACGAAAUGAACGACCGGUUGGACUACGAGACUAUGAGUCAGGCCUACUGUAAUAUAGUGAGCGGCGCCUGUUUCGCAUUGGCCCUCCGGUACGCGGGUUCGGCCAAUCGGAAGGCAUUCAAAACCGUAAUGAAUUACAUGCAAAAAUUUAUAACACUGUCGACCAAAAGCAAUUUGGCAGAACAGGCCGGACGGAGUACUAUCGAGUCGUGUCUCAACGUACUCGUGGUGUCUCUGGCCAUCAUAAUGACCGGAACCGGUGAUAUAGAAGUGCUUCGCAUUUGCCGAUACUUGCGAUCCCGUCUCAAUCAGGCGUACGUAUUGUACGGCUCGCAUAUGGCUAUACACAUGGCUAUGGGACUGUUGUUUUUGGCCGGUUGUCGGUCUACGCUAUGCUCGUCGCCCGAAGCGGUGGCCGCUCUCAUAAUAGCGUUUUUCCCCAAAUUUCCGAUUCAUAGUAACGACAAUCGCUACCAUUUGCAAGCGUUCAGACAUUUGUAUGUAUUGGCGACCGAACCGCGACUCGUUAUACCGCGCGAUAUCGACACCGGAAAAGCCGUUUACGUGAACCUGCAUUGCGUGGUCGCCAACCAGAGCGCCAGCUGUGAGAUCAUGAAACUGAGAGCUCCGUGUUUUCUCUCCGAACUCAAUCUCCUCGAAGAGGUGGUCGUCGACGACGAGAGGUAUUGGAGGAUAUCGUUUGAAAAGGACAAGAAUUGGCAGAAUCUUAAACGUUUCUUACAACGAGACGGUGUUUUAUAUGUGAAACAAAAAACUGGUUGUUUGCCAUACAGUGAGGACCCGAAGGGCUUUAAAAGUCUUUACGCGCAAAGCGUUAUGAAGGAUGCGGUCAAAGGUUGGGCUCAUAAGGUCAAUACGACGACUGAGUUCUCAAACGACAGAAUCGUAAUGACAUUUUCAAAGUAUUUGCUCUCAAACCCGUCGGAUAUCGAGUUGGAGUCAGAG